Molecule: messenger RNA, 2553 nt
Organism: Lodderomyces parapsilosis
Lineage: Eukaryota; Fungi; Ascomycota; Pichiomycetes; Serinales; Debaryomycetaceae
Gene: OSH3
Product: oxysterol-binding protein related protein
Exons: 1
Coding region: 1-2553 (850 amino acids)
Biological process (GO): piecemeal microautophagy of the nucleus; exocytosis; endocytosis
Cellular component (GO): plasma membrane; intracellular membrane-bounded organelle; cytosol
Molecular function (GO): sterol binding
Source: RefSeq, a predicted model, not a curated record
AUGCCAGCAUCUUCAGAAUCGGCAAUGGAGACUUUGGAGAUCCACUCCAAAGAUUUCUUAAUCAAGUGGAUCAAUGCACCACAAGACUCCACCAUUGAUUGGCAAGUGAAACCUUUGAAAAAAUCCAUCAAUUUUGCAUUUUAUCAAAAAAGAGAUGACACUACUUCAUCUCAGUCGUCGCUUGAUGCAUCGGAUAGGAGCGCUGCUUUGAGUGAAUUAGCUCCACCUCCACCACCACAACAACUGAGAACAAGAACCGGGUCAACUGCAUCUGUCAACCAAUUUAAGAAAUCAAAUGAUGUUUACAAGUCUAAAUCAAGAACAUCCACAUUGUCAUCAAUCGGACAAUCUGACCUAUCUUUGAUCAAAAACUACAACAAAUUGAUUGCUAAUGAAUUGGUACACGGAAAGUUUCACACUGCAACUGGGGGCAUGUUUGCUUUUGUAUUUGACAAUUCUUUUUCCAAAACGAUUGCCAAAUCAGUUGAGUUUUCUGCCAACGUUAUAGCCACUGACAUAUCACAAGAGGAAAAGAUUGAGCACAACGACCAGCAAGUGUUUGACAAUAAUGCAGACAAUUCUCUUGCUGGGGAAGUUUUACAAAGUAUCAUGUUGAAAAAACGGAGAAAGAAGUUGCAAGGAUUUGUUAAGCGUUAUUUUGUGUUGAAUUUGAAAAGAGGCUCCUUAUCUUAUUUCAAAGUGGAUGAUACCAAAUUAAGAGGUCAAAUGCCGGUAAAAGAGGCAAUUAUUUCGGCAAAUCCAUCCAAUAGACAGUUCAUUAUCGAUUCAGGAAUGGAAGUUUGGCAUUUGAAGGCAAUCAAUCAAGCUGAUUUCAAUGCAUGGGUGAACGCCUUCAAUGCAAUCAAGAGGCAAGAGAGUCCAAACGCAGCUGCCUCUAAAUCACCAUCGCCUUUCAGAUCAUCUACAGAAUUGAACAAUAUUUUACACAAGCUAGACCAGUUGAGACUUGAAAACCCAUCACCAUUGGUGGGAGAGAUUCACCAGGAUAUUUUGAACUUAAUCAACAAACGAGGUGGAGACCUAGAUGGUCAAAGUACCCACGACAUGCAGUCAAUUUACACGUCAGAAUACCAUGAUGCAGAGGAGGAAUUUGACAAUGAUGGAGUCAACUUUCUCGACAAUGAAGGAUAUGCACCACAACAAGAAGAUGAAGAGAUGGAGGUUGAAGAAAAUUCAUCCGAGGAGGAUGAAGAUGAAGAAGAAGAUGACGAGCAAUUUACUGACAGAAGACCACCUCAACAAUCUGAAGCAGCAGGUGCAGCAGCCUUUGAUGACCAAACUCAAUUUGACACUGAACAGAAACAAGAAUUGCCACAACCAACAGUGGCUGGUGAUGAUGGUUUAUACCCGUUGCCUCAUGACGCAGUUUCCCGUGAUUUUGACAUACCGAUUUGCAAGCACUCACCACCUUCAUUGCUUAGUUUUGUUCGAAAGAAUGUUGGUAAAGAUUUGUCGACAAUUGCCAUGCCUGUAACCUACAACGAGCCCACAACCGUACUUCAAAAAUUUGCCGAAAUGCUCGAAUAUCCGCAAAUUGUAUCUAAUGCAGUUGAAUCCGAUUUCCAAGGCGAUAACGGUGAAAAGAUUUUGAGAAUUGCCGCAUUUGCAUUGAGCUCUCUUUCCUCACAAAGAGCCAAAGAAAGAAAUAAACGGAAACCGUUCACCCCAUUAUUGGGUGAGACUUAUGAAUUGGUACGAGAAGAUCUCGGUUUCCGAUUGAUUUCGGAAAAAGUCAGUCAUAGGCCUCCUGUUUUUGCCUUUCAUGUCGACACUGAAAAUUGGACAAUGGAUUUCGCCUUGUCGCCAUCGCAAAAAUUUUGGGGUAAACAAUCUGAAGUCACAACCAAAGGUAUGGUUGUAUUAACUGAUAAGUUGAGCGGUGAAGAGUUUACUUGGACCCAACCCACAACAAUGAUUAAGAACAUUAUUGCUGGAGAAACUUAUGCCGAGCCAAACGGAUCAAUCACAAUCAAGUCAUCAAAGGGGUAUAAAGCUGUUGCUGAGUUUGCAAAGGGUGGAAUGUGGAGCGGUAGAUCAGAAGGGGUCGAAAUCAAGGUGUUUGACAAAUCAAAGAAGGAAUUGCCAUACACUGUCUCUGGUAAUUGGACGGAAAAAUUCAUUCUCAAGACCAAAUCAACUGAAAAAAGCAUCUGGCACGCUGGCGAAUUAUUGCCUAAUUAUCAGAAAAAAUAUGGAUUUACUACAUUUGCUGGUACGUUGAACAAAAUAACCGAAAUGGAGCAGGGAUUCAUCCCACCAACUGAUUCAAGAUUCAGACCUGACUUGCAAGCGUAUGAACAAGGUGAUGCUGAUCGGGCCGAAGAGUUGAAGAAUAAACUUGAACAAGAUCAGCGUGUGAGAAGAAAAGAAAUGGAAGAAAGUGGUACUGAACAUGUACCUCAGUUUUUCCAAUUUGUUGGUGGAAGCAAUGAACCUGUUGAUGAAGGUAAGUGGGAAUUCAUCACUGGUGAGAAUAGUUAUUGGAAUAGAAGAAAAAAUCAAGAUUGGCAAGGGUUGGUCAAAUUGUGGUGA